UUAAAGUUCAUUCAUAAAAGACGAGCAGUUAUAUUUUUGUGUUGAAUUUCGUGAACUCUAUCAUUAAAACCAUCUGUGAUAGAAAAUGAUCCUUAAACUUUCAACGAAUAUCAAUCGCUUCAAAUGGUACGAUCACUUUUUGUUCAUUAAUAGUCUACGGCAUCAAUCGAAUCAAUCAUCGAGUAAGCUUUAUAUCCAGGGACAAAAUGAUCCAGAACGACCGAAGAUUCGCGAAUAUUUCUAUUACAUUGAUCACAAUGGAAUGUUAUUUUUAGAUGAUUCUCGUAUGAAAAAUUUUACUAGUUGUUUUAAGGAAAAACAAUUUUUGAAUUUCUUUUUCAAAAAUAUAAAAUUUAAUAAAAUGGGUCGUUAUGAGAAAGAAUUUCCAUACAUUUCAUUAUGUGGAAUCGAAAGAAAUUUUAUACGAUGCGAUGAUGUGCCUAUCGUUUAUACGCAUAUAGUUCCAAAUACUAAGGAUUCAUCGAAAAAUGAAUUUAAUCUGAUCAUUGCUAAUUCGGAUCUAGCUUUUCCAUUCAAUCCUGAAUCAUUGUACAUGUUACCGGAAUCAAUCAAUACUGAAAAAGACAAUGAUGAUGAUGAUGAUGAUGAUCAAAGUAUCCUGAAACACGGUGGACGUAUCUAUCACGAAGCCGAUGAUCGAUUCGGAAGUUAUGGAUUAAUACGAUCAAUGCUUGCCCAAGAGAUUGGCAACCUGUUCGUUUUGAAUGAACAAAAAAUACCAAUCAUUUUCAAAUGGAACGGAGUUGAAUACAGACUAUCGAAUAGAUUAGCUUCAAUUGUCAUUGGAAAUAAGGACAAAUAAACCGGACAAUAAAAUUUAUUUCUUUUUUAUUUGUA
Messenger RNA from Dermatophagoides farinae (American house dust mite), 858 nucleotides. RefSeq names its product UPF0598 protein F59C6.12. The record is from RefSeq and is a predicted model, not a curated record. Lineage: Eukaryota; Metazoa; Arthropoda; Arachnida; Sarcoptiformes; Pyroglyphidae.